Messenger RNA from Anisakis simplex (herring worm), 1893 nucleotides. Lineage: Eukaryota; Metazoa; Nematoda; Chromadorea; Rhabditida; Anisakidae. The record is from the annotation of a GenBank genome assembly.
AGUUACACAUUGGACAAUUUGGGUGCGUUUCUGAGCAACGAAGCACUGUCACGUAGCCUGAAAAAGUAUUGUGCAGAUGAUAUCCAGACAACACGUAACUUCCAAACCAUGCAUCAUUCCCAAUCAGAAAGCACACCAAGUUUCCAGUUAAAGCAAUCAGCAAAUUUUACAUUUCUUGAUUGGAUAAAGGCAGCAAAAAGGCAGCUAACUGUAUUCGGCUUAAUGUUUUUAUUCGCUUUCGUUCCGAUCGCAUUCCCAUCAAAGGAGAUGUUGAGUGCGUAUGUCGUGCUUCUGAUGGGUACGUUGUGGAUGAGCGAAGUAAUACCACUGGCUGUCACAGCAUUAUUGCCAGUCAUCUUAUUUCCUGCUUUUGGUAUAUUGAAUGCACAUGAUGUCUCGGUCAUCUAUCUUGCUGAUAGCAAUUUUAUAUUCGUUGGAAGUUUGAUUAUGGCAGUCGCAAUCGAAACGAGUAAUCUUCAUGAAAGAAUCGCACUUCGCAUUCUUAUCUUCACGGGCUCUAAUCCACGAUGGUUGAUGGGUGGCUUUCAACUAUCAACAGCUUUAUUGUCAAUGUGGAUCAGUAAUACAGCGACAACUGCAAUGAUGGUACCAAUUGCUAUGGCAGUCAUACGAGAAUUACGAAUGUUCGAGGAAUCCAAGGCGGUAAACGCAGAAAAUACGGCAUUACAACUUGACGCAAUGGAUCAAGCUGAGAAUCCCUUAGAUAUCCGAAGAAUACCACCAAGAGAAAUGAACAUUUACAAGGUACGUGGAUCUUUUUAUGCAUUGCUGCUGUCAAUUUGCUAUUCGGCAUCAAUCGGUGGGAUUGGAUCGCUCAUUGGUACUGGGCCGAAUAUCGUUCUUGCUGGCGAUUUAGAAAAGCUUUAUCUCGGUAAAACGCCAAUAACAUUUGCCAGUUGGCUUGCAUUUGCUGUUCCGCAGCUCGUCAUCUCAUUAUUGUUUUGCUGGAUUUGGCUUCAGACGAUAUUCAUCGGAUUCAGGUACUAUGAAAUGCAGUCGAAAUAUUUGUCCUCAUCAAUUGAUUUUUAUCAUUCUCAAAAGAUAUUCAGUAGAACGCAAGAAGACGAUGAGAGUCGUGUGGAGCGGAUGCUGAAACACAAAUAUGCACGAUUGGGACCACUUAAAUUUGACGAGAGAAUUGUGUUGGCACUGUUUGCAACGUUGGUAUUUUUGUGGUUGUUCCGUGAACCAAAGAUAAUUCCAGGCUGGAUCUCGUUAUUUAAAGAGAGAUUCAUCUCUGAUGGUACGGUGGCAAUGUCUAUUGCGUUUCUGUUAUUCGUUGUGCCUGCUGAGAACCCUUUGAAACCACCAUCAGAUGAUAAAGAAUUUCGAACUUUAAUGAGUUGGGAACAAAUGAAGGAAAAAUUUUCGUGGAGUACUGUUCUUUUGCUUGGUGGAGGUUACGCGUUGGCAGAAGGUGUGGAAGAGAGCGGCUUAUCGGAUAUGUUGGGCUCACAGUUAGCAUCAUUGACAACAUUACCGAGAUGGAUGUUUAUCUCCGUGAGUUGUGUUUUUAUAACGAUCAUAACUGAAUUCAGCAGUAAUGUCGCGACUGCAUCCAUCUUCAUUCCAAUGGUCAACUCAAUUGCGAAAUCCACUCGGACAAACCCGUUGUUGUAUAUUCUUCCCACAGUACUCUCUUGCUCGUAUUCGUUCAUGUUACCUGCCGGUUCACCUGCAAAUGCAAUUGUUUUCAGUUCGAAGAUGAUUCGAGUCGUUGACAUGGUGAAAGCAGGUUUUACAUUGAAUGCAUUCUCGGUUUUAAUGACAAUUACAUUCACACACACAUACACAUGGUGGCUAUUCGAUCUCGGCGAUUUUCCGCAGUGGGCUGAAUACAACCGUACCACACUCCAUCCUCACGGACCAUGA